This is a messenger RNA of Myotis brandtii (Brandt's bat), 1876 nucleotides long. It is a transcript of the gene ANKRD39, whose product is annotated as ankyrin repeat domain 39. Bases 980 to 1846 code for a protein of 288 amino acids. Lineage: Eukaryota; Metazoa; Chordata; Mammalia; Chiroptera; Vespertilionidae. The record is from RefSeq and is a predicted model, not a curated record. Gene Ontology annotation, molecular function: protein binding. The transcript is spliced from 3 exons.
AAAGUUGCCUCUGACUGGCCCUUAUAGGGUUCACUUGUCUGGAUUUGUUUUUGUGCCAGAUUCUUAGCUUGGGGGUUUGCUCUUUAAGGUAAUGUAGGUAGAUAUAGGUCCCACACCUCCAAGUGGCAUAGGUCAGGACCUCUGAUUUUUUAAGUUUCUUCUGCAUUGCUAUCUUCUCAGCACACCUAUUCAGAUGAUGCUGUUUCUCAUUUCCUUUAGGUUUCUGUUCAAAUGUUACCUUAUCAGAGAUGCCAUCCCUCACCACUGCCUAUACCCCUUCUCUGCUUUACUUUUCCUCAUAGCAUUUAGCACCACCUGACUUAUUUCAUGUAUGUUUCUUCUCCUUGUCUAUCUCCUUUAAUUAGAAUAUAAGCUCCAUAAGACCAACAUUUGGGAGGAGGUCUUUUAUUCUCAGCUGACCCUUAGUACCCAGAACAGUGCCAGAUACAUAGUAAGUAUUCAGUGAGUAUUUGUUGAAUGAGUGAAGGGCCUGGGCAUGGUGGCUUGCUUCCUGCCGCUACCCAGGGCAAGAGAAGUUUUUCAGUCCCAGUUCAUCCAUGAUGUGCCACCUCCUGGCUGUGUGCACAGAGCUUCUCCAGUUCCCUUUGCUCCAGACCCUGCUCAGGCAUUGGAGCCCAAGCCCCUGAGGUGUGUGUCUAGUUGUGCGGACUCUUUGAAUCCUGCAGACCCAGUGCUUGCUCACCACUGUGGCUGCGGUUUUCUCCUUGUUCUGGCACCUGGCAGUGUUCUUUUCUUGCUUUUGAAUUUGUGCAUUCAACCAUUUAAAACAUUACUCAACAUUUGAAGUGGGGAGAAGGGAUUUCUGUGUCUGUCCCAUCCCCCUGCUCUGGUCAGGCAAGCUCAUUGUCUGGUUCACUACUAUGUCACCAGCACCUAGGACAAUCCUUGGCACAGAGGAGGUGCUUGGUUAAUAUUUGUUGAAUGAAUAUUAACCCAACACCCAUUUCUUACCAAUUUUAUGGAUGGAAAAAAAAAUGGAGGUCAAGGGGUGAAGGAAAUAUUAAAUGUCCUCGGUCAGCAUCGUUCAGUACUUUGGUACUUUGGUUGUCUUUCCUUAGGAAUCUGGUCAGCAGCCCUGAAUGGAGACCUGGGCCGAGUGAAGUAUUUAAUCCAGAAGGCAGUGGACCCUAGUCAGCCCGACUUGGCCGGCUACACCGCUCUGCACUAUGCCAGCCGCAAUGGACACUACGCAGUAUGCCAGUUCCUGCUGGAAAGUGGGGCCAAGUGUGACGCCCAGACACGUGGGGGUGCCACCGCUCUGCACCGGGCCAGCUACUGUGGGCACACGGAGAUUGCACGGCUUCUGCUCUCCCAUGGGUCCAACCCCAGGCUGGUAGAUGAUGAUGGCAUGACCAGUCUACAUAAGAGCUGGAAUGGGCUCUGGGUGGUACGGCUGGAAAAGCACUGCAGGAACCUUGUGUGGAGGUCAGAGCCCCUGGAUAGAGCUGCUACCUGCCCUAUGGAGGUGGAGGGGAACAUAAGCAAGGGUGUUCACUGGCACCCAGGGAAUUCCCACCAGUCUUGGAGGCUCCCACGGUUCCCCAGCCUUCUCUGUGCAGUUCCUCUCGGACAUUUAUUGUGCAGAAGCGCUCAGUCGCUCCCAGUGGUCUCUUGGAGGAAUGGCUCUCUCUAUAUGUGGGCAUAUAUUUCAGUGGCUCAUGGAGGGGUGAGUUCAGUGUCCCCUGACACCACCGCCAUCUUGGACCUCACUUUCUUUUUUAAAAAAAUAAACUACUUGCAAACAUUGGUACUUUUUGUUGUUGUUAAAAAAAAUUACUUGAAAUGCAUCUCACAAUUGUUCACAACAUACCACUGCCUGAAAUGAGGCAACAGAAUUAAGAACCUGGGUCUGUAC